UCCAACCUCAAAAUUAUUGGAUAUAUUUCGAUUGGAUUUUCCAAUUAUUAGACAAGUGUAAAAAUUUAUAUAACAAAUAUCAAUAAAAAUGGCACAACUCGUUGGAAAAGUCAUCUCUCUUGCUAAAACUGGUGCAGUUGUUGCAAAACCAAAAUUGCAAAUAUUGGCAAAAUAUGCCAAGGUUGAAUUGGUACCACCAACAGUUGCUGAUAUUCCAGCAAUUCGUUCUGGUUUAUCAAAACUAGUACACUCAGCUAAAACAGGUGCUUACAGAAAUUUAACAGUUCGUGAAGCAUGGGUCAAUACUCUUGUUGCUGUUGAAAUUUAUUGCUGGUUCUUUAUUGGUGAAUGUAUUGGCAAAAGAUCCCUUGUUGGUUACGACGUUUAAAUCAUCAUCAAUCAUCUCAGUUUUGAUAUUAUUGUUGGAGAAAAAUAAAUUAUAAAUUAAUUAAAAAAAUAGAACAUAAUCUAGAUGUGUAUCGAUUCAACAUUCUUCAAAAUAAUAAAAUGAAUAAAUAAACAACA
This is a messenger RNA of Aphidius gifuensis, 525 nucleotides long. RefSeq names its product ATP synthase subunit g, mitochondrial (gene ATPsynG). Gene Ontology annotation, molecular function: proton transmembrane transporter activity. The record is from RefSeq and is a predicted model, not a curated record. Gene Ontology annotation, biological process: proton motive force-driven ATP synthesis. The transcript has 2 exons. Bases 89 to 388 code for a protein of 99 amino acids. NCBI's taxonomy places the organism in Eukaryota, Metazoa, Arthropoda, Insecta, Hymenoptera, Braconidae.